AAAGGCUAGUUUCCAGGCCUUUUGCGUAGGUUUUAAGUGGUCAUUGGUCUAGAGAUUUUAGCUUGACCUGGCAACCCUGACCCUGAUAGGCGAGGACUCGCUGAGGCGCACAAUGCACAUUGACAAGGGUUGUCUCACAGAUCUUUACAUUUCAUAUUUGUUUCCAAAUGAAAGGUCGUUAGAGAAUCGUUCUAUUUUGUUUGUACUUGAAGACUGGUUACGAUAUUUGGUUUAACCGGAAAUAUCGGCAAAUAAUUCAACUUCCCCGGACACAAGUGGAUUACACUGUGGGCCGCUGAAGGAGUUAUCCUGCCAGGGGCUUGGUCGAUACCCUCCUUGAUGGAACUCAAGACCGCGGCUUCAGUAGGGCCUUGAAUAAUUUAGUUUUUAAUGGUUCUGGAGCAAAAACAAAUGAGUGUAGGGAGAGACAUCGAUAACACACGAAUAGUGGGUGACUAAACAGUCACAAUAUAACGUCAGAUUUAGUGUAUAAAAAAAGGUACAGUUUGGAUUAGCUAGGUAUCUACAUUAGCUCGCUACCCAACUACGGCUAGCUAGCUACGUCUUUCUUUGAUAAUUCAACCAUUCGUAUUGGGCCCAUCGUCAGGCUGGAGAAAAUGUUCGCUUUUACUGUCAGCUCCAGGGUAACAGCUAGUUGUGGAUUUUGUGCUAAUCAAUACUUUGGAAGGUAUUUUAAAUAAUGUUUUUAUUUACUAUAACGUUGUCUACUCCGUGAUAAUUAGCUACAUUGCGUUUGCAAUAAACUGGCUAGACAAUUAUUUAACUAGCUAGCUAAUACUAGCAUAAUAAAGCACUUGAAUACAUUUAACGUUAGCUAGGUAGCAACUACCAAGUGAACAUAAUUCUUAUGUAUGGCUAAAGUUGGCUACAGAAACAGUUAAUCAAACUGUUUAACUAAAAUGCUUGGAAUACUUGUGGAUGCACUAAAUGAGCUAGCUAUAUAGAUGCUUUAAAUUGGCAACAAAUGAUCUUGCUCUGGUGAUUUGGCCGUGGCAGGUAGCUAAUGUUAUCGUUCGUUAGCUAGUUAUCAUUGGCUAAUGUGCGAUUUGGCUAGUUAACUAGGUUAGCUAAUUUGUCAGCUCGUGCCGAAAUUGUAAUUAAAACGAGAUGGGGUGUAUUUACAUUGUAGCAAUACCUCAGUAAAUGUAACAUUCGUAUAAAAUAGGCGUUUUUAGUGAAUAACAACAAGCAAGUUAAGUUGGACAGCUAACUAGCGUUAGUCCUUUUUAUUUACAUACGCAUAUUUGGUUGUUGGUUUGCCAGCUAGCCUUCUUUGAGACUGCGAAUUAGCCAUGUAUUGACAGCUUAACUUGGAUAUACUUCUGCUGAGCACACUAGCUAAUACCACCAAUUCUGGAAAUAAAGAUUUAAUCUUCGUGAAUUGACAUGACAGUCAAAUUUAGCCGAGAGAAAGGCACAGAUGCCAUUCUGUCCGCAAAAGACACUAGUUAAAUAGACUAACGUUACUUUUAACGCCAUUUUAAACAGGGGCUCCGGUGUGGGCCUUUGUGGUGGUGUUUAACUUUUGGCUAAGGAAAGUGCCUUCGACUGGGACGGAUUUUUAAAAGUGCCUUAGGUCAGACUGGGACUGGUGCUGUUUGUUUUGACAUGGAAGGUCCGAGUCAAAGCAGUGGGUUCAGACAGAGCCGACGCUCCCGUUCUCAACGAGACAGAGAGCGGCGCAGGAGAAGAGUAGACCUUGCUGAGCAGCGGGCCACAUCGCCCUCCUCGGGCUCGGAAAAGGAGCUUUGCGGGCCAGGAUCUGUACUCGUUCCUGGAGGUAGAGAAUGUCGACCCGGGUUUGCCGGCCCCAGACACAGGCCUCCUCGUCGGAGGAAGCGCAAGUCGGUGUACUGUGAGGAGGACAUCAUCGAUGGCUUCUCAAUUGCCAGCUUCAACAGCUUUGAGGCCCUGGAGAUGGACUGCUCCAUGAAGCCUACCCAGCGUGCCGCCAUGCUCAUGGGAAGGGGGAGCAAGAGGAAGAGGGGCCCGGAGGAGAAUGGUAAAAGGCCCCUCUCAGAGCCCGAGGAAGGGGCCCCACCUAGCUUCUCCCGCAGCUGUUGGAAGAAGAGAAAGAUUGAGGGUGGGGGCAUCCUCUUCUUGGAGACUGGCUACAUCUGUGACACAGAGAGCGAGUCAGCAGAUAAGGCCUCCGACAGUGACAUGGGGCCAAUAUUCAUUGUCAGCACAAGGAAAGUUUUGGAACCUAUCCCUGUGAGCAUGGCCUCUAUGGGCAAAGGCUGCCCUACACUUCCGCUGCCAGGCCGCUGUGGCCUCUCCCGGCUGGCGGUCACCCCGCGUGUCUCUGGCCUGGAGCGCAGCCAGGAGAGGAGUCUGGAGCCGCCUUACCCUGAGCCCCUGUCUACCUCACCCUCCUUCUCCUGCCUGCCGUCCCUCUCCCCGGCCAUGGUCGCACGGCCCGGACAGCUCAACGGCAGCAGCGAUGGCCUUCGCCACAACGCCCACCACAACCCCAGCCCGCCGCACUCCAAACACAAGUCCUUCCUCACCUUCCCCGGACGACACCCAUCCAUCUACAGCAUGGGCAUCAACAACAGGAACGGUACAUCAGUCAAGCCCCCAUCCUCUUCUGCUGCUUCUUCCUCGUUGUCUAUACGACCCCCAACUCCCUCUUCCAGUAUGUCGAUGUCCCUAAUUAGAGGUCCAGGGUCAUUAGCAUCUCUGCGCCCCCCUUCACGUGCUGGCUCUGGUGCCAUGUUCACCCCCUCCCCUGGGCUUCCUCCUCCACCUCCUCUCCUCACUUCCCACUCAGGAGCAGACCAGGACCUGCUGCGCCAGGACCUGCUGCGCCAGGGCCUGAACUCUCACUUCCUGGCCUCGCAGGAUCGCGAGGGCCGCCGCAGCGUACCUGGGGCUGAGCUCAACGGUGGCGGGCCAGGCCUCUCUACUCCCGGUGGUCCAUCGGGGGCCAGCCCCAGCUCGGGCUCCUCAGGCCGCUCCUCCCAGGCCCAGCCCGGAAUUCAGCCCCUGGCCUUCCAGUUCCACCAGCACAACCACCAGCACCAGCACACACAUACGCACCAACACUUCACCCCCUUCCUGCACCCCACUCCCUCCGCACCACCGCCUCAGCACCUGUUUGACAAAUAUGGCAAGAUGGAGGGACUCUACAGAAACACUUUCUUCCCACAGUACCCUCCUCCCCCAGUGCCAGGCAUCCAGCCCGUGCUUCCUCCCAAUGGGCCCUUCAGCUCUCUGCAAGGAGCCUUCCAGCCUAAGCCCCUUGUCCCCCAGGGAACAAGUCCUGAGAUGACAGCUCGACUGGGGGUUGUACCUCACCACCUGCAGCCCAAAGACCCCAGGCUAACUGAUCCAUUUGGGACAUCGUUGAAAGUCAGUAAUAAACCAGGGAAGUGGUGUGCUAUGCAUGUACGUGUGGCGUGGAUGAUUCUGAGACAUCAGAAGAAAGUGAAGCUGAUGCAGGCUGAUCCGCACAAGCUGGACUUCCGUAACGAGAUGUUGGCUCGUCUUCCGGGCUCCGGGGGCCUGGGUACACUUGGGCCCCUUGGUGGUGGUGGCCUCCCCUCUGCCCACGACCUUAACCGACCUGCCAGCCUCUUUACAGCCACUGAUCCGUACGGCCGCUCACCUCCGUUCACCCCUCUCGGAGCCCUGGGCUCUGGUGCCUUUGGGGGACUUGGCAGCCCUACGCUGGCUAACAGCUCUGUGUUUGGCCACAAGGAGCCUCCUGCCGUCGGGGGCUUACCCAACCCUCAUGACCCAUGGAACCGACUGCACGGUGGGCCUCCCCCCUUGGCUGGCCCCAGUUGGGCCAAGGGGGCUGAGAAGAGGGACGAGCGUGACACAGGGAAGGACAUUAUUCACAUCAAAGAUGAGAAAGACAGAGACAAUAUGCUAUAUGGUCGUCAACCUGUGCGGAUGUCUCCAGUGGCCCCGGCCCUCACUCUCCAGCAGCACCGCGGCAGCACCCCUGUCUCCCACAUCAACGGGCACGGGGGCCCUCUGGGAGGCCCCAGCAGUCUCACUGAGGAUCUGACACGCAGAGAUGGAGACAAAAGGCUGCUCCUCUCGGUCUCCUCCAGGCCACCUCCUCUAGGCCCUUCAUCCUCAGCAGCUGCAACAGACAGAGACAGACCUCGCUCCUCCUCUUCCUCUGUGCUGACGACUCCACCGCCCUCUGGACUCGGCGCCCCCUCCCCCUUGGAUCUGUACCCCCGUCAGCAGCCCGCAGCGCUGCACAGCCUACACAGCGAACCCUCUCACUCAUCACAGAGAGAGGGAGGCCCCCCUGCCUCAUCCUGUUCCUCAGCCACGGUCACCUCUCUGUCCCAGGGUAAGAAGCCUGACCGAACCAACACCCCGGUGCCCAAGCCUCCCCCAGUCAAGGUCAAGGAGGAAAGGAAGGAGGAACCAGAGCUCGUGCCAAUCUCCUUGCCGCCGCCUCUGCCCCCCAACUACGACAGGCCCAACAGCCGCCCUCACCACCGCUCCGCCACCCCCUCUUCUCUCUCUCUGACUUCCACGUCCGGAGUGCCCCUACCUCCUCCGACCCCGCACAACCCUCAUCAUCAUCUCUCCCUCCUGGAGCGCUCUCGAGCGCAGGCUGCCAUUGAGGCCUAUCUGGGGAGCACACAAGGGGGUGGGGGGAUAGUAGUGGGUCCAGGGGGGGAGAGGUUCUCCACCCACCCCCAUGGCCCACCCCAGGGGCACGGCCAGCACCCCCACAGCUUCCAAUGGGACCCAUGGAGGGAGCUGGCUGCCCAACAGCAGCAGCAGCAACGCCGAGAGGCCAUGGCCCUGCGUUCGGACCCCCACCUGGCGCUGCGCUCUGACCCCCACCUGGCCCGGCUGCUCCAGGCCCAGCACGCCCAGCGCUUCCUGGAGGCCGAGAGGGCGGCAGCCUUGGCAGCAGCUGUGGCUGCCAACAACCCUCACCACCACCCUCCUACCUCUACCUCCUCGGUCCGCCAGGAGUUUGGCCUGAUGGCCCACCACUUUGACCGCCCUCCUCAGCUGGGGCCCCCAGGUGGCGGCCUCAUGGAUGAGCAGCAGCGCGCCCAGAUCCUAAGGGAAGACUUUGAAAGGGCACGCUACUUCGGGAUGCACGCUCACCCGCACCUCUCGGGCUCCCACCACCCACCGGGUUCUCACGCAGCCCACCUGGAGCAGCUGCACGCCGGGAUGCUCUCCCACUCACAUCUCCAUCAGCCUGGAGCCUCCAACUCUUCGCCCCACCACCCCAGCCUCUACUCCCGCCUGGGGCCUCUCCACACUCACCACGUGCCCAAUGGCAUCCUUGCCAAGACCCCUGCUGGCCUGGUGGGGGCACUGUCCGUAGGCGCCCCCCCUCCACUCAUUCCAUCUGUGACAAGCAGGUCUUCCACCCCGACUCGUAGACUGGGUGGGCCGGGGGACUUGGCACUGUACAGCUCUCACAAAGAAGGCGAGUCCAGAUAGUACAGGAACACACCGUAGGAGUAGUAGGGAAAUGUCAGGAUUACUGUGCUGCUCUCACUGUUUCCUGUAAGAUGGAACACCUUUUAGGAACUACAACACACACAGCUUACUCAGGCUCUAGACCAAUCACGGUCUCAGCUCCCCCAAAUGGUGUUGCUGGUUGAUUGGGUCGAAGGCGGUGAAGGGAAGGGAUACGGAGAUUUGUCAGGGUGACUCAGUACAUUUAUCCACAAUGGUUCUAUCAGUGCAAUUUUAAGGUACAUGGUUUAUGUGCAUCCUGGUGUGUUAUUUUAAGGUUGUUUUUUUUCCAUUUGAGAAAUCUAUAAAAUGAUAGCUGUAUGAAGAGGCGGAGGCUUUUCCAAUUGAAUAUGAUCAGGUUUGAAGCAGGCUUUUUCAGGUUGGGUAAGAUGAACUCCUAGAGAGAUGUGCAUAUUUUGUACAUGUGAAUGGUUCAUCCUCUCAUUCUAAGUAAUGAGAUCUAUAAAUCCCUUUGCAUAAAUCAAACAUGUUGGGCUGUUUUCUGGAUGAGAGCUGAAGAAUUAUGGUAGUACAUAGUGCUGGGACGAUACCAAGGGGCAAAAUAUUUUUCCAUGGCAAAAAUUAAAACACACAGCAGACAACUCUUUGGUCUGUUAAAAACCUGCCAUGUGUAAAAUAUUGUGUGCUAUAGCUUGGAGAUAAUUUUUUUACUCUGGAUAACAACAAUGUUUGUUUCCAACAUUUAGGGCUAUUUGUCUAAAGUUUAAUCCGCUUCGUGUUUUGUUUUCUUGCCACGAUACUAACGAGUAUCGUGACACUGGUAUCGUCCUGGCUCUAGUAGUAUAUUUCUAUGGUUUUAUUUUUUUUGUGUCCUCUUUUAUUGUGAAAAGACUGUAGAUUACCGAUGAAACUUCUAAAGAUUCUAAAUCGAUAAAGAACCAUAGGCUUCUGUACUUCGGUUCUCCGCUCCUCACAAAAAAUGACCCCGCUACCCUCAACUUCACCACUCCUCUGUGCUCUAUGAACCUCUGUUCCAGCUCUUGUAUUUAAAAGAAUGAUGUUAUGAACUAUGCGGCCAAGGUGGACAAUGUCUAAAACUGAAACUUUCCCAUUCACAUUUCUGACUCGACAUUAUGAGCAGGACCAGUAGUCUAGUGAAAUUGCCUUUGUAAUUAUUAUUAUUGUUAACAUUAAUUAUCUUCUAUAAUGAUAAUAAAUAUAUUCACUGUUUUUUAUGUUAUUUGUCAUUGUUUUCAGGUAUCACGAAUGCACUCCCCUGUUAGUAACAAAUUAAAGUUGUUCCAGAUCAGGCAGUAAAAGUUUUGUAUGACUGAGAAAGGAAAUGCUUGUGAACGUGAGUAAGACACAACCAUAAAAACCUCUGGCCUCUUCAUGGAUCAGAUCUUUGAAUACACUGAGAGGGAGCUUUGUGUUUGUUGUCGCAUCACAUUUUGGACUCUGAACGCCUGCCGGCAAGUCAUUUUCACAGGGAUGUUCCAUGAGCAGAUAAAUUAUGUACGUGGAAAAAUGGGACAUCUACUGGACGACUGAGAAAAGAAUCCGUAGACUUGUGCGUACUACACAUGACUGGACUGAGAGGAGGAAAAUACAUUUGGGUCGAUUAUUUUAAGACCAUUUUAUACCUUUCAAACCCCUUCUAGAGACCACAAAGAUGAAUUAUUAAAUGAAUUGUUGGUUA
Molecule: messenger RNA, 7138 nt
Organism: Oncorhynchus mykiss (rainbow trout)
Lineage: Eukaryota; Metazoa; Chordata; Actinopteri; Salmoniformes; Salmonidae
Product: autism susceptibility gene 2 protein homolog
Source: RefSeq, a predicted model, not a curated record